Molecule: messenger RNA, 1031 nt
Organism: Guyanagaster necrorhizus
Lineage: Eukaryota; Fungi; Basidiomycota; Agaricomycetes; Agaricales; Physalacriaceae
Exons: 6
Coding region: 16-900 (294 amino acids)
Cellular component (GO): cytoplasm
Source: RefSeq, a predicted model, not a curated record
CAGACAACUGCCAUCAUGUCGACUGAGGAUACGGGAGGGACUUACCAUAGAUCCUGUACUGGCAUUGCCCAAGAAACAGUGGCCAAGCACCCGUCAUCUGGUACCCAAGAUAUCACUCUGUUUGGUAGCUGUUUCUGCCCUUUCGUUCAGCGUGUCUGGGUAGCUUUGGAGUGUCUGGAAAUACCUUAUAACGUGGAUGAGGUUGAUCCGUACCAGAAGCCCAAGGAUCUUCUGGAAGUAUCCCCAAAAGGACUCGUCCCUGGACUCAAACUCCACAACUUCAGCCCACCUAGGGCCCUCAACGAGAGUACAGUAAUCAUGGAAUAUAUCCAAGAUGUUUCAACCAAUUUAACCGGGCGCAGCCUUCUUCCGCCCACUUCGAAUCCUUACGCUCGGGCCCUCGUGCGUCUCCAGUCAGACCAUGUCAAUCGCUCUCUUGUACCAGCGUUCUAUCGCUAUCUCCAAGCGCAAGACACCUCCUCCCAGAUUGAAUCGUGUAAAGAGCUCCAUUCCUCUAUUCAAGGACUUGUUGCACUCCUCGAAAGGGCUGAAAAGGAAAUUGUUGGUGUCGGAGGCGUCUCUGGUGAAGGAGAAAAGAAAGCCCUAAGCAUUGGACUCGGGCUAUGGAUCGAAGGUAACAACGAGCUUGGAUGGAUUGACAUUAUGGCGGGACCUUGGCUGUUUCGCGCUACGAAUGUUCUGAAACAUUAUCGAGGAUUUAUUAUGCCGUCCGGUCAAAAAUUCAAAGCCUGGAUGUCCAAGCUUCUUGGACACCCUGCAUUCGCUCGAACCUGUAGCACGGAGGGCUUGUACCUGGAUAGCUAUGAAAGAUAUGCUUUCAAUCGCCCCAACACUAGCCAAGUCGCUAAUGCUAUCAACUCUGGCCGAGCCCUCCCUUAGGCAAAUCAUGAACAAAGGUAUAUGCUAUUCGCCGAAGUAGCAAACGAGACAAAAUAAAAUUGUAUCACUAUAUGUAAUAUUAGCCGUUGAUUUUCCAUCGCAAUCUACCAGCAGGUACCACUCGACAGGCU